AUGUGGAAUGGGGAAUCCUCUCAUAUUUUGAGAAUUUUUGAUGAGGAGGAGCAAGCAAUGCGGUCUGCGCGCAACUCAUCCAGGAUGCUGGAAGAAUCUCUUGCAACUGGAGUGGGCAUCCUCGGCAAGUAUGUCGAGCAAAGAGAUCGCUUGAAG
Ilex paraguariensis (yerba mate) is the source of this 156-nucleotide messenger RNA. Lineage: Eukaryota; Viridiplantae; Streptophyta; Magnoliopsida; Aquifoliales; Aquifoliaceae. The record is from the annotation of a GenBank genome assembly.